UCAGCCUGUUCCCCGCCUCUUUACACUGAGACCACUUGUCUUUGAAACACAGUUCAGUCACGAACAUUACAGCAGUGCUGUCGCACCAUGCGCACGACAAUGAACUUCACCCUCCUGUCAGCUAUACUCUGUAUCCUCAGUUGGAUCUCUGUCUCACGUUGUGAAUUUCACGCUGUGGAGGUCCAGACCGGUGAAGAGGUCACGCUGCUGUGCACCAACUACACCAGUUCCCCCUCUGACAUAUCAUGGUUCAGACUGAAAAACGGAUCUAACACCAGCCCCAUCUCCUCCAUGCUCUCCCUUGAGAGAGGUGCAUCGUACUUCGAUGGGUUUGAAGAAGAAAAGUUCAACAUAACGUCCAACGUCAGUAACGUCUUUCUCCAAAUCAAACAAGUGGAUUUAUCUGACUCUGGACUCUAUAUAUGUGGCUAUAACAUGGGCAGAGACUACAGAAAAUCCCCAGCAGUUUACAGUGCAACAUAUUUAAAGGUUAAAGAAAAGUCUGAUGAACAAGCAAAUCUUACCAUGGUGAUCCUCAUGGGCGGUCUGAUUAUAGUCCUCAUUAUAAUCAUCAUCGCUCUGGUUCUUAAAAUCUGGAAACUUCAUACAGCACAUAAAGAGGCACAGGAUCUACAAGACAGUAAGGAUGAGCAGAAUGAAGACGACCCCUGCUACAUUGCUCACAGGGAGAUACAGAUGAACAGAUCCAGAAGACAGAGGGAUGAUACCUGGAGUGAAUGUGUGUACUUGAGUGUGAGGCAGUAGAGCUGGACACCUUCUGUAUUGUUCUCUGUGUUUACAUCACCACAUUCUGACUUUACUGACAUAAGAACAGUCUUUUACUUCCGUGUGAAACAUUUAAAGCUUCAGUUUGUUAUCAUCUAAAUAAAACAAGUUAAAUUU
Pleuronectes platessa (European plaice) is the source of this 903-nucleotide messenger RNA. RefSeq lists its product as uncharacterized. The transcript is spliced from 5 exons. Gene Ontology annotation, biological process: response to bacterium. NCBI's taxonomy places the organism in Eukaryota, Metazoa, Chordata, Actinopteri, Pleuronectiformes, Pleuronectidae. The record is from RefSeq and is a predicted model, not a curated record. The coding region runs from base 88 to 765 and encodes 225 amino acids.